Molecule: messenger RNA, 3319 nt
Organism: Populus nigra (black poplar)
Lineage: Eukaryota; Viridiplantae; Streptophyta; Magnoliopsida; Malpighiales; Salicaceae
Exons: 5
Coding region: 121-489 (122 amino acids)
Source: RefSeq, a predicted model, not a curated record
AAAUGACCCGAAAGAAAGUAUUGUAGUUAGUUAGUUCUAUCUUCUACUUCUUCCUGUGUUCUCUGUCACAGCGAGUUCAAUAAUCAUUCAUUCACUGAUAGAUUCAGAGUAGAGAUAGAUAUGGCUUAUUAUUACUUUGAUGAUAAGUCUCGACUAAAUUCCUUUCUUACCUUUUUCUUUCUAUUGGUAUUACUAUUUAUCAACCCUUCUUCAGUUCUCUCCAAGUCUCCUCGCCCGAUUACUGAUGUUGAGGUCAGGCAAAUUAAGAAUGAGUGCUAUGCUGAUAUAGAGAGUGGGCUGUGGGGUCAACAAUGCAAAACUUCGAUGACAGCAAAGGAGAAUUGCGCUUUGAAGUGUCUCUCUCCAAUUUGUUAUGAGCUUAUAUAUGAGAGUGAUCCGCUUGAAGAAGGAGAGAAAGAUUUCACAAGAAGUCAAGAGUACAAGUACUGUAUGUAUAAAGAUGUUGAAUCUCUAUGUUAUAUGCUAUAAUGUCAUGAACUUCACUGGGGAGAUCAAGAGUAGCUGUGGUGAAGCAAUUUGUUUUUAUGAAUUAUAUCUUCAAUGAAGAUUCUUUGGAGUGCGUUGGGUGUUUAUGAUUAGAUUUAUGUGUAAUAGAACAACAAGAUUUGGUGUGAAUAAGUUUCUGGCCUUUAAUUGGGUUGAUUAUAUUAUCAAUAUGUAAACAUCUGGAGGUAUCUGGUUGGUUUUUGAUGUACUUAGUGGAUGGUAUUCCCACAUUUUUAUCUAGUGACUUUUCUAGCCAUUCAUCUAUUUGGGUUUAAAUGAAACUUCCUCUACCUCUGCCCAUGUUCUCCCUUAUCCUAAAAAAUUGACCAACAUCAUGAGACAUGCAUCUGUUUAAGUUGGUUAGAGUUAUGUGUGUGCAAGUGUUGCCUUUAACAUAUGACUUCGUCAAUGGUAUUGAAAAUUGGGCGGGUUAUGCUUUGUUGUACUAUAGUUGAAUUUGAAGUUAGCCUGAUGACCAUUUCCUAAGCAGGAUGAAGUGAAUUUUGGUGAGAAAUGUGUUCUUGGACCUUGGUCUUCUGUUAAGUACUAUGAUGUAUAACACCUUUGUGGAAGUGGUUUUGGGGAACUGAGGAGAAACUUGCUGCUCUGGAGAUAAGGCCAGUUGAAGAAGAUACUUAAUUUUAAUCUCUUUUUUUUUUAAAAGAAGGUACUGAGUGUAGGUGUUCUUGAUGACUUUCCCCAUAUUGAUAGUCAUGAAGCCAGUGCUCCUGAGAUACUAGGUAGGACAAAAGACAGUUGGUUGUCAUGUUUACGAGCUGUAUGUGGAAUUGAGGCAUAGCAUGAAAAGCAGAUGAUCUGCAUAUUUCAUUUUUUGGCUGGAGAGGAAUAUACAAUGGAACUUUAAUCUCGUGUUCAAUUUCUGAUCUGCUUUUUUUUUUUUUUUUUGCCAUGGGGGGUGAUUUUCUUAUUUGUUUGUCCUCUUAAGGAAUUUUAUGCCAGUAUAGUGGCAAAAUUGGCUGGUUCAAACUCUUAUGCUCAAAUACUUGUUUUGUUGUUAUGAGGUACUUUGUCAAACUAGAGACUGUUGUCCUUGUUUGUAGCCAUUUGAAAUGAAAUAUACAAGUAGGAUUCUGAAGAAGAUCCUUUGACUGCAAGAUAUUAGGUUAUUAUUCUCAUCUAUUUAAAAGUUAUUCUUGGCUCAUUUUACAACCUGGCUCGUGACCUUUAAUUGUGCUGGCUUUUGGUGCUAUGUUUGAGUUACUCUGAUCCUAAAUUAUAAGUACAUGCCAAAAAAGACCUAUCAAAGUUUUCAACUUGCAUCAUCCACAACAUUGAAAAACAUAGUUUAGCUAAUGUAUCGCAAAUUUUGUUAAAAGUAAUAGAUUGACAAAAAUGCUUUACUUAUGAUGACACUUCAUAAAAAAAUGUAUCACAUGUUUUGUCAAAAAUAGCAGAUCGACUUUCAGGACAGGGCAGUUUGGUGGGGCUUUGUUAUUGAAUAUACUGAUUUGGGUUUCGAGACCUGAAAUAUAUUAUAUGAUGCUCAAAUUUCUUGCUUGUGUUUGGUCAAAUUGUACCCCUUUUGCUUUUAGAGUGCUGGUUCACAAAAUGAAUUUCAUGACAUCAAAUAUCAUGAACAAUGAUAGUGCUUUAAUUUCAUUCAAUUUUGACGGUUUUUUUCUCUGUUCGUGCUUCCUUGAUUUGUGUAAUCCAUCUUUUCCCUCAUUGUUUCCGGAAAUAACAGGAGUGAGUUUAACAAUUGAAAUGCUUAUCUUUAGUGAAAGUGAAACCAAGAGUGUGCUCCCUAAUUAUAGUGUAGUGGAAACAACCCUAAAAUCUCAAAUCUAAGUAGAGAAAUAUAAAAGACAAACACAAUCAAUCACACAAGAAAUUUAUGUAGUUUGGUAACUUAGGCCUACUCCAUGAAAGAUAUGAUAAAAGAAAUUCACUAUAAGAAAGUAGAAGAUUACAUAAUGUCACAAAAAAUGCUCCCACCUAAAAUCUCAAAGUAUCUCAAAACUCACUUUUUUCUCUCUUUUCUCUAGCAACCAAAGUGUACAACAAUAAAAUCACUCACAAAUAAGUCUUACCCUAAAAUAUGACAAAUUUUUUUUUUAUAUGGAGUAAGCACAUGGGUAUUUCUUUUCUCACUUAAACCCACAAUUUAAGACAAACCCAACAUAUAGAGUGGAGUUAGGCAUCUUUGUUUCUCUACCUUACAAACUUGAGGUCACAAUCAUAGUUGCUCUAUUGUUGUUCUUCUCUAUUUGAAAUAAUCCUCUGGCUGACUUUUCAUGUUGUUUGUUUGAUAACUUGUGGUGCCUUGUGUGGAUGAGUAAUUAAAUUUUCACGCAAUUUUGAUUCUAAGAAACUUCAACAAUGAAGUUAUGCUACUGAAAGUCUUGAAUGUUCAUUUCGAUUCUAUGAUCACAUUUUUCAGUAAUACGGUGUAGUUGUCACUUCACUUUUGUGAUACUAAAAUGUCCUGUUUUUUAUGACUAGCACUUAAUUUGUAUGCUUUUCUGAAUCUUCUUUCUUCUACUUCUCGUGGGAUUCUUUUCUUGACUUUGUUAUGAACUAGUUGCUUACUCACGGACUGCAGGUCAUAUCCUCAAGUUAUUGUCUGGUUCUUGAUUCGAAAUUGUAUUUGCUCUCAUAUUGAACUUGAGACAUAUUUGUCUGUUACAUUUCCUAUAUUUUAAAAAUCCAUAUUAGCCUCAAAAUCAAAUUAAUGUCCUACUUGUUAUUUAGAAGUUCGAUUAUUUAAUUUUCUUCUUCGUUUUUUUUUCCUUCAGGAAAUCAAUGGGAGAGUCCCUCGAGGGUAUUAAAGGAGCCUUUGACAUGUAGUUGG